Struthio camelus australis is the source of this 1692-nucleotide messenger RNA. The record is from RefSeq and is a predicted model, not a curated record. Lineage: Eukaryota; Metazoa; Chordata; Aves; Struthioniformes; Struthionidae.
AUGUCCUGCAACCCUCACAGGAGGAAGAAGCCCUUCAUAGAGAAGAAGAAAGCUGUAACAUUUCACUUAGUGCACAGAAGUCAGAGGGAUCCACUUGCUGCUGAUGAUACUGCACCCCAGAGAGUUCUGCUGCCUGCGCAGAAAGGGCAUGAAGAGCAGAGAAAGGAAGAGCAGCGGAAGUAUGGAGUGUUCUUUGAUGAUGACUAUGACUAUUUGCAGCAUCUGAAAGAAGCAUCUGGUCCUUCUGAGCUUGUCCCUUCUGUGCAUGGUCAACAGAACAGAAUUGUGGUGACAAGCAAGGGGCAUAUAGCGGAGGAGAUUCAACAAAUUCCAGCCCCAUCUAUUAAGUUACCUUCCUCAGUAUUUGCCACAGAGUUUGAAGAGGAUGUGGGCUUGUUAAAUAAAGCUGCUCCUGUUUCAGGGCCACGACUAGAUUUUGACCCUGAUAUUGUUGCAGCUCUUGAUGAUGAUUUUGACUUUGACGAUCCAGAAAAUAUUCUGGAAGAUGAUUUUGUUCUACAAGCAAAUGAACCAAAAAAAGGUGGCUCAGAUGCUGAGGAUGAAGAUGAAUGGGAAGAUGUGGAGGAGGAUGGUGACGAAAAGGACAGUUGCAGUAGUGAUGAAGAUCAUGAUUCAGAAGGUCCUUUAUCAGAAGAUGGAGUUAAUGGACAGUUGAAAGAAUUUCUCUUCAUGCAAGAAGAAACCAGGAGUCGUUUCACAGAAUAUUCUAUGACAUCUUCAGUAAUGCGAAGGAAUGAACAGUUAACCCUGUUGGAUGACAGAUUUGAGAAGUUUUUUGAACAAUUUGACGAAGAUGAAAUUGGAGCUUUGGAUAAUGUGGAAUUAGAAGGCUAUAUUAACACAGACAACGCUCGGUUACAGGAAGUCCUGAAUGAUUACUACAAAGAGAAAGCAAAAAACUGUGUGAAACUGGAUGUUCUCGAACCCUGUGAAGAUUUAGACUCUCCUGUUAAUGAAGAAAGUGAAGAAGAAAAAGAAGAAAUAGUAGCUCUGGUUAUUGAGGAAUCCAAAGAAAAGUGGGAUUGUGAAUCAAUUUUGAGUACAUAUUCAAACUUGUAUAAUCAUCCAAAGCUUAUUGAGGAGCCAUCGAAGCCCAAACCAAUCAAAAUUUCCCAGAAGACUGGAAUUCCUCUACACAUCUUACCUCAGAAAGGUCUUACGGCUAAACAGAUUGAACGCAUGCAAAUGAUAAAUGGCAGUGACUUGCCAAGAGCAUCAACACAGCCGCGUUCCAAAAAUGAAAGCAAAGAGGAUCGCAAAGCUAGAAAGCAGGCAAUAAAAGAAGAGCGAAAGGAACGCAGAAUGGAGAAGAAAGCCAACAAACUAGCCUUCAAGUUGGAGAAAACAAGGCAGGAAAAAGAGUUGCUCAAUCUGAAACGGAAUGUUCAAGGACUGAAGCUGUCUUAACGAAACUGGGGAACUUUCAUUGUGGAAGUGUCCUUGCGUUUUUAUCUGUAUUAAGAAGGGAACUGCUGACUCAUCGCUUUGCCAGUCAUGCACAAACAAGGUGUUGAGAUAUUUCUGUGACAAGAUCCAGUAUACUUGUCGUUCUCUCCGAACUGAAGCUAUACAUUAACAAUGUAUUAGUAAUGUUGCAUUGUCGUGAAUGACAUGACAACUGUUGAGAACUUGCAUUAUACUAGAUACGUAUAAUAAAAAAUAUUUUUCUAA